Molecule: messenger RNA, 1929 nt
Organism: Rodentolepis nana
Lineage: Eukaryota; Metazoa; Platyhelminthes; Cestoda; Cyclophyllidea; Hymenolepididae
Source: the annotation of a GenBank genome assembly
AUGCAGAAACAGGUCGACGCGUUGGCAUCUAAUUUUGAUGAUGUUGUUUCCCAGCCAAAGUUUAAAAACCUUGGCAAACAUAUUGAGGAGAAUAUGAAGCUGCAGUAUCAAAAGCAGCAGUUGGAGAAGUCAAUUGAAAAUGCGCAUAAGCUGCUUGCCACCCAUCAAGUUUCGGUACUCAAUGCACUUGUGUCAACAUUUGAUUUGGCUAUCAAAAAGGCUUUUCCGGAAUGUAAAUCUAUUUCUGUUGUUAUAACACCAAGUACAAGUCCGAAAUUCGGGGAUUAUCAGUGCAAUAAUGCCCUUAGCUUAUCAAAAGAACUUGCUGCAAGCGGAGUAAAGCUUGCGCCUCGUGACGUGUCCGCCAAAAUUUGCGAACAUUUGGAGAAAGGAUCUCUUAUUGAUAAGGUGGACAUUGCCGGACCCGGAUUCAUUAACAUUCACAUUUCUCAAAAAUUUGUUGAAGAUGAGGUUACGAAACUCGUUCGGCUCGGUUUCCGCAUGGCUCCUGUUGAACGACCUCUAAAGGUUAUUCUGGAUAUGUCUAGUCCAAAUAUUGCCAAGGAAAUGCAUGUUGGUCAUCUCAGGUCAACAAUUAUUGGUGAAAGCGUCUACAGAAUCCUUACACUUAUGGGUCACGAUGUGGUGAAGAUCAACCAUCUUGGAGAUUGGGGUACCCAGUUCGGAAUGUUGAUUGCUCAUCUCAAAGACACAUUCGGUGACCUUGGUGAGCAAGCGCUUCCCGUUAGCGAUCUUCAAAAGUUCUACAAAGAAGCUAAGACGCGGUUUGAUUCCGAGGAAGACUUCAAAAAACGCUCAUACGAGGCUGUUGUGAAACUCCAAUCCUUUGAUCCCGAGCACAUUAGGAAUUGGGAGAAGAUCUGUGAUGUUUCGAAGAGGGAGUUCAAUGAAAUCUACCGUCGAAUGGAUAUCAAUAAUCUGAUUCCAAAGGGCGAGUCCUUCUAUCAGUCGCGAAUGAUUGAGGUGGUUAAAUACCUGGAGGAGCAAAAUCUUUUGGAGAACGAUGAUGGUCGAAAAAUUAUGUGGACUCCUGCAGCCGAAAUUCCUCUAAUUAUUGUAAAAUCUGAUGGUGGUUUCACUUACGACACGUCAGAUAUGGCUACCAUCCGUUAUCGAAUUGUCGAACAACGUGGUGAACGUUUGAUUUAUGUAACUGAUGCCGGCCAAGCAACCCAUUUCAAAGCAAUUUAUUCUGCAGCGGAGAUUUGUGGUUUUUCCAAUCCCAGUAGAGUUCGAUUGGAGCACGUUCCAUUUGGAAUGGUCCUGGGAGAGGAUAAGAAGAAAUUCAAGACUCGUUCCGGUGAUACCGUCAAACUUGUAGACCUUUUGGAUGAAGGCGUUAGCCGAGUGAGGAAGAAGUUGAUUGAGAAAGGUAGGGAUAAGGAAUUAACUGAAGAGGAGCAACAAAUUGCUGCUGAAGCCGUUGCCUAUGGAUGCAUCAAAUAUGCCGAUCUCUCUCAUAAUCGCAUUAAUGACUACAUCUUCUCUUUUGAUAAGAUGCUAGAUGAUAGAGGAAACACGGCUGCCUAUCUCCUUUAUGCCUACACACGUAUUCGAUCAAUUGUUCGAAAGACUGGGUGGGAUGAAGGAAAGCUGGCUCAGGUUCGUAACUCCACUCAUAUAAGCUUGGAACAUCCAAAUGAGUUGAAAUUGGGUAAAAUGUUGUGUCGUUUGCCGGAGAUUUUGAUCAAAUUGGAGGAUGAUCUGUUCUUCCAUAAACUCUGCGACUAUCUCUAUGGCCUUAGCUGUGCGUUCACAGAAUUCUACGAUGCGUGCUAUUGCAUUGAGAUUGAGAAUGGUAAAUUGGUGAAGAUAAAUGAGUCACGGAUUCUUCUCUGUGAUGCUACAGCCAAAGUGAUGAAGUGCUGCUUUGAUAUCCUUGGAAUUAGAACUGUGGAAAAAAUGUAA